This is a messenger RNA of Fusarium venenatum, 1881 nucleotides long. RefSeq lists its product as uncharacterized. The record is from RefSeq and is a predicted model, not a curated record. Lineage: Eukaryota; Fungi; Ascomycota; Sordariomycetes; Hypocreales; Nectriaceae.
AUGGCCAGUCUUCAUCCCUCCAGGGCCAUGCCUUGUGAUAUCACACCACAACUGCAUCAGCAGCUUCAAGUCUCACAGUCUGGACGUUCUAUGCCUCAGAGCAAUGGCAUCUCUGCAAGACCCCCGGCAUAUAUGCCUGUCAACACACAGCCCUAUCACCAUCCCCCACUCCCCCCCGCGGACCUGCAUGGCUCCCCAGAUAUUCAAAUUUCCCAAAGUAGAAUUCCUCAAAGAUACAGGGCUCUCCGCCUUGAAAAGGCAUCCAGUGGUUCCUCCUGGGAGAAGACCACCGUCUCUGAAAAGCCCAUGUCUCAAUCUAUGAUUCGAGAUAGAAUUGAUUGGCUUCAGAAGAACACAAUUUCCGUUACGAAAAAGAAGCAGGAAAAGAAUGAAGCCAUUCAGAGCCAAAUCGACAAGGUUCAAGCUGACCUGACCAGAGAAGACCAUGAUGUUCGGUUCUACUAUAAACUGGCUCAGCUUGAAUCUGAAUGGCGGGCGGCAGAUGAUCGCCGACGAGGAGAUGACAGAAGUGAGCAGAGCUCCAGAAGGCAUAGAAGCCAUUCGAAGAGAAACAAGAUUCCCAAGUUGGAGAGAGUAGCAGUCGUUGCGUACUUCGUGAGCACGCCUGCUGCUGAUCGACAUGGCUCCAGACCUCAUGGUACGAAUAUGCUCCCAAAACAGCCGAAGCAAGCCCAGUAUUCGCAAGCUCCCCAGAAAAAUGCGGAAGGUUUGCCUCCUGUUACUCUCGUCUCGACUUUCCCUCGUUCUGUUCCUUCAAAUGCCCACGGACUGGCCCCCCCAAUGACCGAUUCAAGGCCAAAACAUCAGCCCAAACCUAUCAUCACUCAACAGGCUACUGUGCCCCAAGCCCUUAAAGUCCCUCAAGCCCAGCCACCUUAUCAAGAUGCCUUGAACAUGCCAAAGCAGGGUGGCAUGGCGUCAGCAAGUCAUAAUGUGGUGAUGCUUCAGACUGUGAAACCCGCAGGACCAGCACCAGCGCAGGUUUCUGUUGGACAACCGCCGAAGCUGCCUCCGAUUCAACUCCCGCUUCGCCCACCUCAGGUUCCAAGACCUCUAUCAGUACCAAAAGCUCCGCCGGCAAUGCCACCAGCAGGCCCAGGUGCACUAAAAGGAGUCAGCGAUGCAGGCAGACAGCCAUCUGCACCAAAGAUAGCAAUAGUAGAGUCGAAGCCAAAUGUCAGAGAUAACAUCAAGAUUUAUCAUGUCUCAGACCAGAGCUCCUCGUCAUCCGACAACGGUUGGUCGGAAGAUGAGAGUGAAGGCACAACACCGUCAUCUAUCAGUUCAGACCACAGCUUGCGGCAGCGAGGUCGAGGACGAAGUCCCAAACGCACACAUGCAGACCAUCACAGAAAUGUGAUCAUCCAAGAUUCCCGUCAAUAUGAUGAACGUGAUAAACCCACACAACGACAACGUGUGAGAUUCAAUUCCCCAGACUACCUUUACCGAGGAGAAAGUCGCGCGCCAAGGGAAAAACACCACUCCCGAUCACGGGCAGAUGAGCCAUGGAGAGCAAAGCCACCACGUAUCAUCCAGGUACCAAGACACAGCGUCCGUCAUGUGCCUGGUCUUGCAACUCGACGUGACACUUCCAAUAACAGAUACAGCAUUGGCGAGAGACCACCAGAGCAUGCAAGAUUGAACGACUCUCAUCAUGAACAUGACAUCCGAAGAGACAAUGACCGUUUCAAGCAUCUCCAAGAAGAUGCUUGGCGGCGACAGGAUUUUAGGGAGAGGCGGGAUGAUGGAAGAGAAGACGGCGAUGAGUAUGAGGGAUCAGAUUCUCGUUGGACUGAGCAGCAAGCUCGAGACUACAUGCAUCAAAGGGAACCACGUCGUUCAUAUCGGUAUCAUGGAUGA